Quercus lobata is the source of this 838-nucleotide messenger RNA. RefSeq lists its product as uncharacterized. The transcript has 4 exons. The coding region runs from base 1 to 648 and encodes 215 amino acids. Lineage: Eukaryota; Viridiplantae; Streptophyta; Magnoliopsida; Fagales; Fagaceae. The record is from RefSeq and is a predicted model, not a curated record.
AUGCGAAACUUAGGACAUGUUGGUGUUGCUUUGAAAAACAAGAACAGUCGUUCUAAGCAAACAAAUGUGCAUACUGGUGGUUCAAAAAACUUUGCUUCAUAUGCAGAAGAAAUGGUAACAACGCUUGGGCAUCCUGUAGAGCGUGCGGAUGUAUAUGUAAAACUCCAUCUUCAUAAAGAUGGUACUCCAGUUAACACCGUAGCAGAAGGCAACAUUGAAAAAAUCAACGAACUGUUGAGUGAGUCCUCAAAUCGUGUGCAAUCAUCUGACCUUACUGGUAGUAUUGCAUGGGCACCAGAUGAUGUAUAUGCUCAAGUGUUUGGUAAUGAGCACAAUGGUCGUGUUCGAGGUGUGGGAUUUGGCCCAACUCCAAGUAUGCAUCCUGCCAAGAGCACUCUUGCAAUUGCUCAAGUAAGAAGCCAAGAAAGGGAUGCUGAAGUGACUCAGUUGAAGAAUCAAGUGGCUUCUUUGACAGAGAAAGUGAAUCGUUAUGAAAACUUGGAGGAGCAAAUGACCCAAUUGAUGCAACUAGUGCAAAAUCAGCAAAAUCAUUCUUCGGAAGCUAGUCGGGGUGGUUUCGGUUUAGAUCAUCAAUCUCCAACUCCUUACAGGUCACAGAUUUCAUCCCAUCAAGAAACUAGCAUAUAGCGGUACAUGCAAUGUUUUAAGGACUCUAUGGGCUACUACAUAGUUAUUUUGAACAACCACAAUUAUUUUGGAACUAUUGUACUUUGUUUAUAAUAUUGUCAUAGUUUGGGUGGUGGUUCUUUUUUGGUAUAGAUAGACAAGUGUUUUGUUACAACCACAUUUAUUUUGGAAGUAUUGUACCUUGUUUAAU